AUGCAAGGUGGAGAUGGUAAUUCCCCGGGGUAUGGAGACUCGGGAUACGGCAACUUCCCCAAUCAGACGUGGAGUCCGCACUCGCCCCAAUUCCGGGUCCAGCCAUCCCAGCAGAGGAACUUGGUUCGCCAACCAUCGGGGUUCGGGGACUACCGACCGAAUAUGGACGCGAUCAACAACCCAUCCCAGCAAUUCCAAUCCUCCCAAUUCCAAUACUCCCCGUCUCCUCUGUCUGAAUCUGAUAGAUUCACAUGGGAACAGUUGAUGGGUACACCGGCGACCCCGACAUCCGGUAGUGUGGAGAUGGAGGCCCCCACCGGGGGUCGCCGAACCGGCGGUGGUGGGGGGCGAGGUGGCGGCGAUGGGAGUGGGAGGCGAGGCGGCGGCGGUGGGAGGCGAGGCGGCAGAGAGCAUGGGCCCACCGGCGGCGGGCGAGGUGGAGACAGAGAGCCGGCCACCGGCGGUGGCCGAGGCGGUGGUGAUCGGCGUGGCGAGAAGUACAACGACGACGAAUCCCUCGCUGUUGCGCGGGCUUGGGAGGCGGUCACGACGAAUCCGGUCAUCGGCACGGAUCAGACCGACAUUUGCUUCUGGAGGCUCGUCCUGACGGUGUACAACGGCUUCAAACCAGAAGGCAGUGUCGGACGUGAUGAAGGCCUGAUCCGGAAGAAGUUCGGCCGGAUCAGUAGCGCUGUGAAGAGGUUCAGGAACAUUUACGAGAGACAGCUCCAGAAUGCCGAAAGCGGCCGCAACGAAGGCGACGUACGGGCGUUAUCGUAUCAGUUGUUUAAUACUGAAAGCUGGCCCAAGUUCACCUACUGGAAUGAAUACAUGCUUCUCCGAGACUCCCCUCAAUUCAAGGCGAUCUGCGAUGAUGAGACCGGUCCUACUGGGAAGCGGACAAAAAUCGGGGCCGACGGCACGUACAGCAGUGGUACCGACUCACAUGCAUUCGACCUGAAUGACGAUGUGAGGGAUGAGCCCCCCUCGACAAUGUCGAGGCGCCAGCGCCCGCAGGGCCAACAAUCCGCCAUCCGGGAAGCUAGAUCCGCUUCCCAAGUCUCUCGGGCGAGCGCGGCGACACCGCACCCUUCAACACCGACCGCGGCGUUGACUCAAACACUGGAGGUGCAGAUGAUGAAGCAACUCCAGGAUAACUUGUCCUUGUACGAGAAGUCGACGGACCCUAUCACCAAGAUGAUGUACUACGACCUCAUUCUUAGGUUGAGGUCGAAGUUGGGCUUCUCCGAUGGGUCGGCGACGGGCGAAGCAAGCGGCAGUGGGGCCGGUGUCGGCGGCGGUGGAGGAGGUGAAGAUGAUGUGCCGAUUCCGAUGACGCCACCGAGUCUCAGAAAUGAGUUAGUGUGUUUUCAUCAGGCAGCUGCAUUUGGGCCUCUCGGGGACGUCUUCCUAAUAGCUGCUAUAGCAAUAGUCAAGGCCAUAUCUCUAUAG
Messenger RNA from Salvia splendens (bonfire salvia), 1452 nucleotides. RefSeq lists its product as uncharacterized. Lineage: Eukaryota; Viridiplantae; Streptophyta; Magnoliopsida; Lamiales; Lamiaceae. The record is from RefSeq and is a predicted model, not a curated record. Bases 1 to 1452 code for a protein of 483 amino acids. The transcript is spliced from 2 exons.